Molecule: messenger RNA, 489 nt
Organism: Ostreococcus tauri
Lineage: Eukaryota; Viridiplantae; Chlorophyta; Mamiellophyceae; Mamiellales; Bathycoccaceae
Product: Peptidyl-prolyl cis-trans isomerase,FKBP-type,domain
Exons: 1
Coding region: 1-489 (162 amino acids)
Molecular function (GO): peptidyl-prolyl cis-trans isomerase activity
Source: RefSeq, a predicted model, not a curated record
AUGACGACCGCGACGGCGGCGAACGCGAUAUCGCUCCCGGAGGAGAGAGAGGUGAAGGUGCUGUGCGACGAGGCGUGCGAAACCGAGCUCGCGACGACGCCGAUGGAGACGCUGCCGAGCGGGUUGCAGUUCAAGGAGAUUAAGACGGGGGAUGGGGAAACCGUGCCGGUGGGGUUUCAAGUCGUGGUGGAUUACAUCGCGAUGGAUGAAAAGGGGAGAAUCUUCGACAACAGUCUCGACAAGGGGAAGCCGAACGACAUCCGAGUCGUCGACUGCGUCGGAUCGAAAGAUUUCAGUUCGUGCACCGUCAUCCCGGGUCUCGACCAAGGGUUGCUCUCGAUGAAGUCGGGCGGAAUUCGUCGCUUGUAUAUUCCGGGUGAGCUCUCGUUCCCGAAGGGGUUGGCGAGCGCGCCGGGACGACCGAAGGUGCCGCCGUUCUCGCCCGUCGUCUUUGACGUCGCGCUUCGAUAUAUCCCGGGUUUCGAUUAA